Ambispora leptoticha is the source of this 1402-nucleotide messenger RNA. Lineage: Eukaryota; Fungi; Glomeromycota; Glomeromycetes; Archaeosporales; Ambisporaceae. The record is from the annotation of a GenBank genome assembly.
UCAAGUAGAAGAAAUCUACCUCAAUGAACCUAAUUUAGAGGGGGAAUUGGAUUUGGGGGAUUUUACUUAUGAAUAUGGUGUAAAAGUAUAUAUUUCCCCAGCAGCAGAUGAAACCAAACUAAUUUUUAAAAACUUACCUGAAAAGGCUAAGAUUAGUUUGGUAAAUGCUGAAAGGGAUAUUAACUAUCACUAUCCUACUAAAGAAGCAAGAGAAAAAGUAACUAAAUUAGAUAUUAGAAAAAAAAACCUCGAAGGAAAUCUUGAUCUCUCGGAUUUUAUUAAUUUAAAAGAAUUAAGAUGUUCUAAUAAUAAACUAACCUCCCUCAAUUUGAGUAAUUGCUCUCAGUUAGAGAAAUUAACUUGUUAUGAUAAUCAACUAGCCAAUCUCACUUUACCUAAUAAUCCUACUAAUUUAAAAUAUUUAGAUUUAAAUUUUUUAAGUAACCUGAAGCAAUUAAAAAAACUUGAUAUUAGCAACACGGAUCUAAAUGAAAAAAACACUUUGCAAGGACUUGAAAUUAAUUCAGAAGUUGGUAAAUUAAUUCAAGAAUAUUAUUCUAAAACAACUAGUCACCGACAAGCAUUAGAACUAAUACCUUAUAAAGAACUAGAAAUUGAAAAAGAUGAACAGGGAAAUAAUAAAGUUUUAGGCGAAGGAGGCUUUGGAAAAGUAUACAAAGCAAAAUGGAGAAAAGAUAAUAAAACUAAAUCAAUUGUUCUCAAAACUCUCCAUAACUCCCAAAAUAUAACCCCCGAGUUCUUACAAGAAAUCAUUAAUCACAAGUUAUUUUACAAAGAUGAUAGAAUUGUUAAAUGUCAUGGCAUUUCCCAAGACCCAGAAACUAAUGAGCAUAUGAUGGUUAUGGACUAUAUCAAAAAUAGUGAUUUACGACAUUAUUUAGAAAAUAAUCAAUUGGAUUUUAAAAAUAAAUUAGACCAAUUGUGGAAAAUAGCAAUGGGACUAAGAGUUAUUCAUGACCAAAACUUAGUUCAUCAUGAUUUUCACGCUGGUAAUAUAUUGAAUAAAAGCAAUAAGAUUAAGGGUGACAUUAAUACCGCAGUAGAAGAAGAAUACAACGCUUUCUCCAAAAGCACUCCUUAUAAAAUUCUCAAUAACUUAAUUCCAACUAGUAAACUGAUAGAUACUAAAAAAAUCAGUGAACUAAUAUCCAGUAGAAUGUCCAGUUUAAAUUUAGCCAACUAUGACUCUACAGAAUUAAACAUUGAUAUUGAUAUAGAAAUUCCAAAAUCUAACGAAAUACCUAAAAGGUUGAGGUCAAUGUCAAUGGAAGAAGCCCAUCAAAAAGAAACCAAAUCAGUUAAAUUAGAUAAAAUAACGGAAGAAAAAGAAUUUCAACUUGAACCAAUGGAAAUAGAUGAAAAUAUUCAGAACAGAAAUUGA